UUCAAGCAAGAGCUUCCCUGGUUCGCUCCAUUCAGUCAGUUUCGAACGGGACUUCUGAGCGAUCGCAAGUGGUGUCAGCUGGUGUCAGUUUGUGUGGUGAUAUCACGCCGUUAGUGGAUGCGCAGCAAGAGUGUGGUGUAAAUGCUGCAGAGUGGUGAACGAUUCGCGCGCGCUAAUCUUUCUUCUUUGUCGGAUUUGUGUUGUUGGUGGCCAGCAGGAAGAAUCUUGCAUUGGAAACAUUAGACCCCAAACCGGUGCGGAUUUUGGUAUUUACGGUUGUGUUGAUGCGAUUCUGUUUUUGCUGCUGCUGCUAGCAGUUGAGGAGUCAUUCGAGAUAUGCUGUGUGAGUGUUGUUUUGCUGCUGACUACACGGAAGAUUUCAUUUUAUGGUUCGGCAGAAUAUAGCACCUGGUGAUGGUGGCGGGAAUCUUAUCUUGGCCGUCAAAUUUGAACGACGACUGCUGCCGGAUCGAUGAGACUGCCUCUUCUAAUCGUGUAGAAGCUCGGCUGUGAGAAGAAAAAUUAAGAAAAUUGUGAUUGUUGGUGGUGAAAUCCAGUGAGGGGCGGAGAACGAAGUGAGAAAAAUAGGCAUCGAAGCCCAGCGCAGAGGCUAAAACGGCUCAAGAGCAAACCGCGAAGUGAAUCGAAAGUUAUAACAGGAAAAGAGCAACUUAACGAAUUAGUUAUUUUUCUUCCAUCUCGCGUACAUAUACGGCUCCGACGAAUAGUGGUUGUAUUUUAUUGAAAUAGAAGCCCUAUAAAGUGGAUGGAAAGGUGAACGGUGAAGCAACUGCAGUCGGCUGAUCUGGAUACUGUUUCUUGCCGUGGUUUCGGCCGAUCCGAAGCACCGAGGAAGACGACGGAGCAGCAGCUGGUGGUGGAAAACCAGCGACCAAAGGGAACGGAGAAAUAGAAUAACAUUUUGCCGAACCCCGGCCUUUUCGUUACCCUACCCCUUCGGGUCUAUGCAGGGCGAAUGAACUGAGCGGAUUUAGGAAUAAUAUAACAAAUAUUAUAUAUCGGCUUGGAGAAAUCAAUUUGCCCGAACUUUGGCAUCGCCCGGAUUCGCUUCGAAGCAGAACGCCACGCCAAUUCAGUGUUGUAAAGUGCGUCCAAAUUGUGUCAUUCGGAAAAGCCGUGUCGGUACCGGUCCCUGUGAUUAGAUCGAUUAAUUCGAAUCAAUUAAUCGCUGUCUGAGGCUAACCGGUAUAGCCCUGAGAAGAGUGGAGAAUAAAAAAUUGAGUUCAAGAUUAAGUGAGCCCUUGAAAUUGUGAAAAUUUCCGUUACAGCUGAGUGGUUUUUGUUUCUUGCCGAGAGCCAGCACAUCAGACGGUUCUGCCGUCGGGAGUCGCUUCAUCUCAUCCCGAGAUUUGAAGAUUGGAAAUAAGACUUUCCGGCUCAUCUCAAUCUGCAAAAGAUCCUAACAAUCACAGCAUCAUCCAGUAAUUAGGCGCCAUGUCCACACGAAGGCGACUCGGUCCGUCGCUGCCCAACAGCCGGUGGCCUUGCAUGGCGAUAUUCCUGCUGCAGCUGGUGACCAACGGCGACAGUUUAGCGAUGGCCAACAGUGUGUUCAAAGCGUUCAGCAAAGACCAAACAAUGACGUCCAGCACGCUGGCGUGGGAGAAAUUCAACGGCGAAAAAACCCAGCUGCAAUUCGCCGUCCAUACGUACAACCCCGACGAACAUCCCCACCCGAAAGAGUUGAUCGACAGUGACCAGCUAAUGCACGAAAGCUACGUGUGUCGAAUACAGGUCGAGGGCAUCUACUGUGCCGGCCAGACGCACAUGGAGGACUCAUCGACCAUCUGUACAGCAUCGCUGCAAUCGGAUGUGCGUCGACACCGGACGUUUGAGGUGUUGGUGAACCGGGGAGGAGGCGGAAAACUCAAAUGGCAACCCUGGAACAAGUACCGCACGGAGAAAUUUCCAGGCGCUGUAAGCGCAAGCACCGGAAAGGUUGACGAUUACUACGUGGCACGGGUCAAGCUGGAACACCACGGACACCACCACCCGUUUAUCGUUGGUAACUACGAUCCUUUGGCAAAAUUGGGCGGACGCAUCUACGCACCACUCCCGGGAGCUCCCGAUACCAUGGAGUACGAACGGGGCGACAUUCUUGUUGAGAUUGAACCAGUGCAGUACGAGCUAAGGAACAUCAAGCUGAACAAGCUGCGGACAGUGAUCAAAAAGAACACCACCAUCCUGGGCGCAACGGUAUUGUCGAACGAAGAGGACAUCACGAACCAGGCGGAGACAGUGAUAACCUACGACUACGCCAAGGUAACCUACUAUGGGCGCCAGGAGGGUGUGGUCAAUGGCAUUCCCACGAAGGUGAUCGACCCUCGGACGCAACAAGCGGUCGACAUGUACUGGGGGGUUGAGCUCCCGGAACGGAAAUUUGAGACCAAAUCGAUCAACACUAUUCUGCAGCCGGGAACCGCCAUCAACGUCACUCUGUUGGGCAACUACACCGAAAUGGAGGCCCCAUACCAUGCGAUUUUGAAGGCGUAUUAUGACGAUAACAGCGACGCCGUGUCACGUAAACUGGGCGGUUAUAUGUUGAGCAAGGACAUGGAGGACGUCAAGAUCGAAUUCAGUCCCAUCUAUUGGAUUGAGAAUGGCACUCUGGUGCCGACGACUACGACGACCACAACAACCACCACAACGUCCACUACGGAACCAACAACGACUAACGAGGCGGUCCCGAUUCAUAACACCCCGAUCGAUGACAGCGACAACUUCCAGCUGGAUGACGAUAUGAGCAACGAGAUCGAUCGAUUGGUGGCCAACGGUAGGGAGGAGGUGGCCAGCAGCAGAAGCGUCGACAAACCGGAAGGUAGCGUCAGUUUGUCCAGCGUGGGUGGGGCGUCGAAGGGUGGCCACAAUGCAGCGUCCGGUCUGCACCGAUGGUCAACCACAACCGUGAUAGCAGCAGCAGCAGCAGCAGCAUUACUGCUAGCGCAACGGAUUUAACUUUAGUGUAUCAUGUUUCGAUAAGCAGCUGUGUUAAAUAAGUUUUAUUAUCGUACCAUUAUUUUGUUGUUCCUCGCCGCCACCCACCACCACCACCCAACCGCACUCUGUUUUCGUGUGGAUGAAGGAUGUGGGCUGGGAAGAAUGGGCUGAGUCCCAACGGGAAGCGAACGCAUCCGGAAGUCACAGUAUUUCUUUCUUGUUUUUAACCCGUAAGAAACGCGCCUAGUUUUAAGCUGAGCUAAUGUGACACACACAGAAAACAAAAAAAACCACUAUAUCUCACGCAGUCUGUUUAAGAGUUAGGGAAGACAAGAUUCGAUUUAUCGCUAUAAAUUACCGUUUUUAGCUUAGCCCAGUGAAUAUUGUGUCGCGACCAAACAUUGGAAGAGAAACACGUUAAGGACCGUAAAGUAAUCUUUGUUCGACAUGUAAAUAUAGAUUAUAGUUUAGUAUCACUUCUAAGUAAUGGGGAAAAAGCCCAACUGAAUUAUUUAUCUCAAUUUAAGCCGAUAGUUCAGACAACAUUCCACAGUUACGCGAGCCUAUUAGUUAAACGAGGAUUGAGGUGAAGGUAGAUGUUUUCAAGAACAUUGCGUUGAGCCGAGUGGAAGAUGUGGUUAGAUGAAAAACUAAUUGGUACACAGUCGCCCUUGUUGAUUGCGUAUGAGUUUUAUAAAAAUAAAUACCAUAAUAGAAAUGCCCAAUUUAAAGAUUCGAUUGACACUGCCAGUAGGAAACGUUUCCAUGAUAUAAAAACAAGCGCCCAUCAGAAGCUCGAUUAAACUGUUCUAACCAGGGCUGUGGAGUCGGAGAAAAAUUUCCGGAAUCCGAUUCGUCACAAUUAUUAGUACCGACUCCGACUCCUGCUGAAAAAAAAAGUUUUAUUUCCGUAACAAACAAAAUUGCUUCAGGCAAAUCUUCCUUCUUGGAGGCUCGAAGAUCUGGCUUCAAAAUUUUCAAAGCAGAGUACAGUCUUUCUACGCUGACUUGAGUUGGUGGCAUCCUCCAGUUUUUUUACUCGAUCCAGUCAAACGGUUAAAUCCAAAAAUCUUCAAUUUUUUGAACGGUUUUAUUUAGAAAUAUUAUCCGGUUUCACCCAGUUAUUCAGAUGUUUACUUCAGUUUGACUCAUUUUAUGUAAAAGGAAGGAAGGAAGGUCUUGAAUUAUAGAGACUUUAAACUUUUGCAGUUCAUUCAUCUCUAGCCUUGAGAAAGGCCCUUUGAAAACUCUACUCUAUUCUACUCCAGCGCUACCACCUCCGCCCUCCUGCCUUGAGAAAGGCACUCGAUCCCUCGCCGUCCAGCUCGUCCAGCAACGAUGUUGUCCAGUCGGUGUCCACACAAAGAAUGUUAUGUAAAAUAAAUUCACAAUGCAUAAAUAUUCCUCCCUCACUCUUCCUAUCCCUCCUUUAGGAACCGUGGGUAAUACGGUCAGUGGGGGUAAAAUGGACAGGUGGUUGAUUUGUACAGUUACAUCUCGAAUUUCAAAUUCCUGUUAAUGCCUUCUACAUGUUAUUCUACAAUAUUUAAGCCACCCUAUAGCAAUGAAUACUAAUCAAAAGUGGAACAGGGAAACAAAAACCGAAAAUCAAACAUGAUUCUGCGUGUGGAUGUAAUAUAACUGCUUCGAUAUUAAGUAUUUUGAGUGGUUUAAUAUCAUAAUUAAAUUCGCUGAUGGUUGUAUCUCGUUUUGUGAGUUAACAGAGAAGCGAUAUUAUAUUAUAUGUACGGAAAAGUAAAUUCAUUUUUGAGUGCAAAAUUUAAAUUGUUGAAAUAAUUAUACUGGUGGGCUAAAACGGACAGUUGCCAGUGGAAGUGAGAUGGGCUGUGAAAAGUCUGUUUAAUCUAUUUCUAAGGAAUGCCCUGCGUCUAUAAAUGGAAAUCAAAUCGCCAAAUGUGGACUGUUCAGAAACUGACUGGAACCAAAAGCAAAAUAGUUGAGGGUCUUUCCGUUUAUACUGCUGAAAUGCACGAUAUCACUUCGAGGUGGAUUAAUUCGUUUUUUUAAUCAUUUAACGGACAUUCGUGAUGAGUUCAGACCUUGGUUGAAUAAAAUUAUUCCUCUCACGAUCGAUAAACUUCUACGCUUCAUAUAUUAGAAACCUGUCCAUAUUAUCCCCACUAUAUGUCCAUUUUACUCGCAUCGAAAAAAAAAGUUAUACUUUUCGGUCUGUUUUAAUUUCAGUCAAAAACAUUGAGAAACACUUUUUUGUAAAAUAUUUGACCACUUAGGUAUUGAAUUGCAAGAAACUGCAUUAAAGAUUUGGGAAACAUGAGUUUCCAAAGAUAUAAUUGAAGUUGUUCUUAACAUGUCCGUUUUACCCCCACCUCCCCUACCUGUUUUACACCGCGCUUGAAUCGGGUUUGCUUCUCUGUUGAAUUAUAUUUGUUCACACGAGCGCAUACGGUUGGUAUGGAGGGGCGCUGUUGAAGUGAGAAGCGUUGUUUAGUAUCUGAAUUCUGCGCUGUGUUCAUUCGGCGCUCUUUUGUUUAUGAAUUUGGUACACUUCGUAUCAAGAGAAAACACGUGUUUGUUAUGAACACGCGCUGUUGAAAAUUGAAUGCAAGCGCAGCACAGCGUAUGUUUUCUGAAGACUGCUCGUACCUUUUGAUGUUCGAUUUUUGAAAUGAAUCGUCCAUCAACUAAUCGAACAUUUUUCGUUUAUUUGUUAAGCUUGUUUUAGUAUGAGUGAAUUGACGUAGUACUACGUCUUUCAUUUCUAUACUGGGGUGUAAGUUCAAAGUUUCGAAGAAGAAAGCGUUACGCCGGAGAACGAGAUUUUGAGCGUUAAUGGCUCCUAAACAACUGAAAAAAAUGGUAUGAUAAACACUUCAUUCGAAAGAUAAAAUGUCUACGCGUUAUAUGCUUGUUACUUUCUGAUCCAAAAACUUGUUUCAAUAGCCCUAAAAUUGCUCUCAAAACAGGCUAUUAAAAUCACACCAAUCGGUAUAUAAGCGAGUGCUGCUCGGAAAACCACUCAGUUAUGAUUGCGCAACGAUUGGAGUACGAUCGCUGGAAUGGAUGGAUGUUUCCCUAACAUAGACUUCGAAACCAUGGAGCCUGUGGAAAUCGGCAUAGCAAAUUAGAUGCAAGCAGCGGGUACUUUUGUACUCGUUUGUAUUUUGCAAAUUGGAAUGUUUCCCUAACACAGAAUUCUAAAUCAUGAAGCCUGGGGAAAUCGGCUUUGCAAAAUAGAUGCGACCUGCAGGUAAUUUUGUACUUGCUUGCAUUUCUGCAAAUCGGAAUGUUUCCCUAACAGUCUUCAAACCCAUGUAGCCAGGGGAAAUUCGCAUUUUAGAUGCAAGCAGUGGGUGCUUUUGUACUCGUUUGCGUUUUUGGAAAUCGGAAUGUUUCCCUAACACAAACUUCAAAAUCAUAAAACCUGGGAAAAUCGGCAUUGCAAAGAGAUGAGAGCUGCGGGUACUUUUGUACUCACUCGCGUUUCUGCAAAUCGGAAUGUUUCCCUAACACAAAUUUCAAAACUAUGGAGCCUGAGUAAAUCGGCAUUGCAAAAUAGAUACAACUGCGGGUACUUUUGUACUCGUUUGUGUUUCUGCAAAUUGGAAUGUUUCCCCAACACAGAUUUCAAAAAAAUGGAGCCUGGGCAAAUUGGAAUUGCAAAAUAGAUGCAAAUUACGGGUACUUUUGUACUCGCUUGUAUUUUUGCAAACCGGAAUGUGUUUUCCAAAUACAGAUUCUGAAAUCAAAUAGUUAGGAAACUCGACAUUGCACAUACAUUCAUGUCGGCAAUACUUUUAUACCCCCAUGCAUUUUUACACUCCGGAAUGCGUUUUGCUAUCACGGUCUACAAAAGCGGGUACAAAUGCAACGCUUUGGCUCGAUUAUUCAAGACUGCAUUUGAAGAUAUCCCUUCAUGUCGUCAGCUCACUGAACUUCUUUGAUGAUUAGAAAAAAUGUUGAUAACUAUUUGCUGCGAUAACUACUUCCAUAAUGCAUGAAGUCAACUUAAAUUGGGAUUUGUUUGCAAUUGAAUUCUUUAAUAGUUUCAUUAAUUCGCUAGUUUAAUCAAUAAUUUAACAAAAGAUAGCUCUACGCAGCGACGUUAUCAUACCCAAUAAGGAACAUCCAAGGUGGGAUUAUUGCUAAUUGAAGAAAUACAAUUGAUUACUUAGCCAACGGCAGUCCUUCGUCGACUUUGCGGUUAUAUCAUAGGUAUAACCUAUUCAUAGUUUUUUUCACUUGCGGAAUGUUUCCAAUAGAGUCAAUGAGGUACAUAUAUGAGGAUAUAUGAGCAGUAGACAAACUGUAAUUGGAUUGGUGAACAUAAUAUGGUAAAGGAUGGAACGACGAAAAAGUGCUAAGACAAAAUAACGUUUAGAGUAUGUUUAUUCUGAAUUUAAAAAAAGCAUUUUUUUUGAAGUUCAUACAUUACAUUAUUUAAAAAAUAUAUAUAUGGUUAGUUCUCCUGCGGAUAAAAAACGAAUGCUCGGGCCCUCAUUUUCACAUGCUGCAUCAGAUUUUGUACAGCCGAUUUGUCGACCUUCUCAGCUGCUACACGUCAGUUAACCUUGAAUUGCUGCUCGCUCCUGACGACUUUUUUCGUCUUCCGUAAAUUCCGCUUUACGAUGGCCCAGUAUUGUUCGAUCGGGCGAAGCUCUGGGUGUUGGGUGUUUUCUUAUCCUUGGGCACGAAUUGGACGUUGUUAGCCGCAUACCACUCCAGGGCCUUUUUGCCGUAGUGGCAUGAGGCCAAAUCCGGCCGAAACAGCACAGAACCCGUGUGCUGCUGCAGGUAGUAGUCGUUUUUGGAGGCACUCUGACGUAAACUUCCUGGUUGAUGAUGCCGGUUAUUACAAAAAUGCUGCUCUUCGCAUAUCGCCUGCCAAACCAGAUAUUUCUUUGCGAAUUUCGACAAUUUAAUGUUUUUAAAUAUCUCUGUCACCUUGCCCCUUCCCGUCCCCGUGUAGAAUUUUCUUCCCGGAAGGUGGUUAAAGUCGGUUUUAACGUACAUUUCGUCAUCCAUAUCGUUAUACAGUCGAACUUGGUCAACAUCGUCGUGUACAACUUCCGUGUCCUCGUUUUGGCCGAUUUGUUUUGCUUCUUUUCGUCGCGGUUUGAGGUCUUUACCUUUUUGUACGUUGACAGCCCAGCUCUUUUCUUGAAAAGUCUUUUUUGCAAGUGGUGAAAAAAUCUCAUACGAAAAGUGUUUUUGAUGACAACUUUACAUUAUAAUGAAAAAAUUUAGCAUAGAUCGCUCUCUCGACAUUCGGCCGUAGUUUUGAAUUGGUAAACAUGAAUAAAUGAAAUUUAUUAAGGAAUUCAUAGUGAAAUUCAGUUUAUUUGACUUGAUAUUUUCGAAAAAUCAACAGUUUAGUCGACUGUUCACAUAUUCCAGGACAGGUGAACAGAUAUUUUAUUCAAUUUCAGCGAUUAUUUCGCAUUUCGUUGUUUGGGGGACAAAGUGGUCAGUGGAGGAUUACUACUGACAAUGUUCUCUUUUCAAAAGCUGAUAUACCAUAUCACCUUCUGCUCCUAAAGGUGUCCCUUUUGUGGUUUUGACCCAGAAAAAAUACGCCAUCCCAACCAGAACCAAGAUUCAUUAUCAAAUGUUAUGUGUUUACUACUACGUUUUUGUACGCAUGAGAAUAUUUCACGAUUCAAGAUGAAUAGGCCUAGCUCAUUUCAUACAAGUUUCUACUAUAUCAAUGAUGAUUUAAACAAAUUUGACCAAGAAAACGCGCAUAAAUCUAUCCCUUCUAGCGUGAUAUGCGCGAGUGACCACUUUGUCUCCAACAGGUGACCACUUUACCUCCUCACUUAAGAAAUGUUCGAUUUUUCACCUUUUUUCUAAUAAUGAAUAACGUACUAUUUGUCAAUUUUCAUAAUAAAAACCGCUUACUCUCUUAAACUACAAUAAGUAGAGCUACAAUAUUCUUGUGGGAAUGUUACGGGAAUUUUAGUGGUAUGUGGACACGGGGAAUGAGCAGGUUCCUUGGGGUGAACACAUUCUCCCCAGUUCCCUUAUAUUCCUUGUUCACAUUUAUCGAAAUAAACUUCAAAACCUCAAGGUAAGCUUAAUGAAAUGCGCUAUAUAACAAUAUUAAUUAAAAUAAACAUUGAAAAAGUUAUCAAACUUUGUUCAAAAGUGAGUUAUGAAUUUUAGUUCCCUCCGAUAUGAUGAUGAAGACAUAUUUUCGUACCAUGUGAAGACAUUUGAAAAAAUCACCUCUACCAUCUGCUCCACCUAUAAUUCAACAUGUCAAAAGGGUCUAUCUUCUUUGAUCGCUGCUCUUCAUCAACUUUCUCUUUCGAUAAUCACGGCCUUUCAGACAGAUUCCGCCAUGACAGACAGAGUUUUGCCAUGUAGUUUGAUAAACAAGGUUCUCGAUCACACCCGUUAUCGUCGAACACAUCAGGAAAUGCUGUUAAUGCUAUGCUGAGUUAUUACUGGAAAAGAAUGUAGAUGAAGAUAAUCGAUCAUAGAAGAUAGGCCCUUUUGACAUGUUGAUCUAGAAUUCCUGCUCAUGGCGUCAUUCACAUUGAAUCACGAAAUCAUGCGAAUCUGACAAAGCAGGUGAUUUUGUCAGAUGCCUUCAAAUGGUACGAAAAAAUAUCUUCACAAUCAUAUCGAAUAAACUAAAAUUUAUAAUUUAAUUUUGAACAAUGAUUGAUAGAUUAUUCUAUGUAAUAAAUAUAGUGCUGUAUACACGUUUCAUUAAACCUUUAUUGAGGGUUAGAAGUUUAUUUCAAUAAAUAUGAACGAAGAACUGCGAACUAAAUUUUAUGGGUUUAGAAAUUAUAAUUGAUGUGAUUAACCGUUGAUUGAUUGAACUCCAACUCUUUCACAAAAAAGGAGCUGUGAAAAAUGUUUUAUUAGGGUGAGCUGUACGAAACGAUUCAAAUGCAAAAAAAAAACAGAAUGAAUUACUCUCGUUUGUCGAACAACUUUUAUGAAUAACUGAAUGAGUUUAUUCAGCUUUGAAGUUAUGGUUGUAACGCAAACCAUAUCCAUAAAACUAAUUACUGUAUGUAACCGGGAAACAUUCGAUUUGUAAAGUGCUAGGUAGUGCGGACUGAAUCAAAACGGCUGUCAAAAAAGAUCGAAUUGAAAUGUCAAAAGAGAUCCAACGAUCAGGAGUGUUAUUUUUCUUAUGAUAAUCAACACUAUAAAAGAGGUAUUCUUGUCAAGGGCAAACAUAAUUAAAAUCAUAAAAUGAACGAACUACAUUUUUCCGUCAAUUGUUUAAUUAACCAUUGCUUCUCUGAAAGAGCAUCUCAGCCUUUCACUCAGCAACGCAUUUUAAUGUCCCCUCUCUUUGACAUAACGUUUUUCCGAACGAAAUGAAAACAAACGAAGUCAGAGUCACGUAAAUGUUUACUCCUGCGAUUUGAAAACAUUCGAUAAAAAGUGGAAGGAAGAGAUGCCAGAUGAUUUUUAAAAAAAGUCUGUAAAAACAUGUGAAUGUCUGUUAAAAAUGUGGAAAAGUCUGUAAAAGUGUGCAGAUCUAUAGAAAUGUCUUUUAACGUUAAUUUUCACAUAUUCAUUAAUACUUUGUACAUCGUGAUGCACGUAAGAUUGUAUUUUGUAUAUAUAUACAACCAUUCCAUGCCAAACCAAUAUAGUAGUUCUCAGAUCUUCGUCAGAAGUGGUAAUUUUGUUCUUUAUCGCAAAACAUUAGACUCGUAUUUUUUUAUUUUUUCAUUAGGGUGCCCAUUUCCAUUUUAGGGUGAUCCAAAAAAUUAUUUUUUUCCACUUUUUCCCAAUCGACUUUUUUCAAAAAUUUAUAACUUUUGAACCACUUAACCGAUUUAGAUGAUCGACAUAUCAAAUUGAAGCCAAUGAGCUUCAAUUGAGAAAUAUUGAACUUGCAGAUAAUAUGGAUCCUAUUUUCGUAACUAUUCAUUGUAGUCGUUUUUUAAUGUUUUCAUGGCUUUGGGCUAGGGGGCGCUAUCUUUUUUUAUAUUUUUUCUUGAAAGCUGAGAAUUUUUUACAUAAAAGAUCUCGAUAUCUGAGAUGCAAUUUUUUCGUUUUUUGAAAUAUGACUUUUCAAAACCAAUCGAUGGUUCGAAAAACUAAUUUUCCCCAUUUUUCCCACUACAAAAUGUCAUAACUUGUGAACUAUUGGACCGAUUCAUAUCAUCGACAUAUCAAAUUGAAGCUUACGAGUUAUUUUUCUUUGAAAAAAUAUUACUUUUGCGAAAAAAUUGAAUUUUUGUUUUUUUAAAUUAUUGAUUGAGUUAGUUUUUCGUAGUUUUCUCGGUUGAAGAUAGGAGCGCUAUAUUUAUUUAUAUUUUUUAUGGAAAGCUGAGGAUUAUUUACCUAACACAUCUCGAUAUCAGAGAUGCUAUAAUUAUCGUUUUAAAGUUAUAAUUUUGUAAAUUUCACAUGUUUUAAGUCUUCGAUCAAUAUUCAUAUGUGACUAAACUAGACCUAUGCUACUAGAAUCCAAUCUUCCAAGUGUGAUUUUUUUUCGAAUUUUACUUAUUUUUUUAUAUUAAUAUAUCGAUCAUCUAAAUCGGUUCAGUAGUUCAAAUGUUAUGAUUUUUUGCAGAAAGUUAUUUUUGGACAAAGGGGGGAACAUGAUUUUUCGAACCACCAGUUAACUUUGAAAAAUCAUAUCUAAAAAAAGAAAAAGUAGUAUCUCUGAUAUCGAGAUAUGUUAUGUAAAAAAUCCACAGCUUUCAAGAAAAAAUAUAAAAAAAAUUUAGCGCCCUCUAGUCCAAAGUCAUAAAAGAAUAAAAAACGACUACAAUCAAUAAUUACUAAAGUAUAAUUAUUUUUUUCGCAAGUUAAAUAUUUUUUAAUAAAAGGCUAGGUCAUUAGUUUCAAUUUUAUAUGUCGAUCAUCUAAAUCGGUUCAGUGAUUCAAAAGUUAUUAAUUUUCAUUUGUCAUUUUUGGGAAAAAGUGGAAAAAAUUGAUUUUUCGGACCACUUAACAACUUAUGUGUUGUAAGUGUGUUUAAAUGUUUCAACGAUCUACCCAUACAUACGCGUUGUUAAUUUUUAUAAAAAUCAGUAUUUCUUCGUAUAUAUAUAUCGGACAUCCACCAAGGCUUGCGGUCUUGUCGUUGAUGAAAUUUGUAAGAAAAUUCAGUGUAUAUUUUCCAUCCGCCAUGCAAGGCUAUACAAGUUUUACAUCACUACACGGCCAUGAACCAUGUCUGUGGUAACAAUAUCGAACAGUAACCCAUAUUUCGUCAUAAGCAGAUCCGAAAGCGAAUGUAAGUUGUUGAAAAUAGAAUGAACAUUUUUAUUCGAUGUUGUUUAAAUACUUAGAAGACAUAGUCCUGACCCUAACUUGACUAUUUUUCAAUAAAUCUCCUUGCAUUUCAGCAAAACAAUCUUAACUAGAACAGAAAAUAAUUAUCAGAGACAAUUUUCGUUCAAGAUUUUUCCUUACCUGCAAGAAACAUAUUUGUAAAUCUGGCAUCUCUGAUGGUCUGAGAAUUUAUUUCAAGAAAUCGCUUGAAAACAUGCAUGAAUUUGCUUGAAAAUGAAGUGGAUUGAGUCCGCACCACUUAGGUAAAGUGGUCUCGAAAAAAAGCGAAUGAAUGACACCGAGGCAAAAGUCUCCAUUGUUUACUAAAGACAAAAGUAAACAAGGAGCACUGAUAAAAAAAGCGAGCGAAUGACACUGUGACAAAAGCCUUACUUCUUUUGACGAUAUUUUCAGCCAAUAGCAGGUAUUUUAUGGAAAUGAUAGCUCCCAAAAAUACACAUACACUCUCACACUGAAAUGUCUUCACAUAUUUCACAAUGUCUUCAAAAUGUCUUCACAAAAUGAAAUGUCUUCACAAUAAGUCAGAUGUCUUCAAAAUGAAGACAUGUUCUCGUACCUGGCAUCUCUGGCCUCCAGUGACAGCUUAGGGUAAGGUGAAAUUGGCUCGGAGUACGCACGAGAAUUUGAUUGUACGAAGAGAAUCGAACAAUUUUGUUCGAUAGAAGCUGGCGAAUUCGAACGAAGCAAGGGGGAAGCAAUAUAACCACACCAAUACAACACCGCCGCCUUAGGGCAUCCGCACCAAUGCGUUGUUACAGACAUUUUGAUAACCCUCACCAUAACGCAGCAACCCCACUGGUGGUUGCGCUUCAGGUGUGGGAAAUAGUAAUCUGCCUCUCGGUGAAUAGUGAGUUAACAAAUUUGGCAACGCGAUAGCAACCGAGCCAAGUGUUGCUAUUUUCAACAAAUGUCGAACAUCUGUUGUGGGUUCCAUUCGUCUUGUGUUGGUUUUUUGUGAUUCUGCUCUGGAGUAUUAUUUCGGAAGUGUAUAUAUUACAUUUAUCUAUCAAAAAAUGAACGCGACGAAAAGAGAAUCAACUGACACUUGUCAUUUCUUCUAGUAAUAGCAAUCGUAUUUAGCAACCUGCGGUGCGAAAAAGAACUGAUACUAUAGCAACCGCGAUAGCAACGACGGGUGCGCAAAUCGAAGAGUUCAUAAAUUGACAACGGCUAAAACUCGCGACUAGAAUCCCUGAAUAGUAACGCGUUGGUGCGGAUGACCUUAGGCUAUCGUUCCACCGAUGUAAAGCUGAGCGAAAAUUUUUAUAUUUUGUUGCACCCAUCUAGAUUGUUUUGUUCCAAAAUUUCUGAAGUGGGCAGAGUCUGCUGCAAAAGCAACGCGAUUUUGUGUUUUUUCGCAGCAAAAGCUUGGGAAGUUCUAUCUUUUUUCGCUUCUUUGCAAGUGAUCCCGCGCGUUCGUAUUGAUUGGUUAACGGAAGAAAUACGCGAAGAUUCGCAUGCAUUUGUCUUCAUUGUGGAGUGUUGAAAAACAAGCCUUAUUAAGCUUUAAGUAAGUUAAAGCAAUAAAUUAAAAGAAAUAGUCUUCUUUAAAAAUGUGUACUGUUGGGGUACGACUGGCAUGGUUCUGUUACUGGUAAACGGACAUUCUUCACAUACGAAGAACUUGGCAGUUACGGAGAAAGCUAGGAAUGCAUAUACAGUAAACAUUCGCUAACUGGGCGAAAAGAGAAGACCAGUUAUCGACAUUCGCGUUCUAACUGGUCCGGCAUGUAAAACGUCAAAUAAAAUCGAGGGGAACUUCAAUGAAUUGUUUGAUUCGCGUUGAUCAUGAAAUUGGAUAAACAAAAGUUUUCCAAUUGAAGUUUCGCAUUGAGUGCAACAGCAGGUAUGAAAUAUAAUUUGAGGAAAUUAUUUUUCUGUAAUUUAAUCAAUGUUUUUGUCAUGCGAAAAUAAUGUCAAUUUUCAUAACAUCUCAAGUUACAUUCGAAUGCUCCUCAUAGUAAAUCUUGUAUUUGAAUAUGGCGUCGAUUGUUUACGAAAUUCUGCUUUUUAACUGGCCGUUAACGUUCGCCCAGUUAAAAAGCAGACCAGUAAAACCAGUACUAGUUAGCGAACGAUUACUGUAUUACGAUCGUUGUCUUCCCACCCCACUGCAGCAACAAGAUGCAACCGUUGGAUGUCUCGUCUAUAGCUUCUGUUACGGCGAACCUGGGCGACUACUGGCGGGCACGGACGAAAAUACGGUGGAAUUCGUUGCGAUGAUGAACAAAGUCCUUUUCGGGAUCUAAUUUAUUUUAUUUUUUUUUUUAUCUGUAUUAUAGUGACUUUCAACUCAUUUGGCUGGUUCGUCACUUCUAUUUCCAUUUUUGGAAGAAUGUCGGGAGUGAGAAUUGAACUCGUGACCUUGAGCGUGAGAGGCAUGGAUGUUACCACUACGCCAGAUCGCCUCCUCCGGGAUCUAAUACUGAGCGUCAAUGCGUCGAAGUCCAAAUCUUUUAUUAAAACCUCACUUUUCGAAAUGUACAAGUUUAUUCGAUAACGUUUCGAUCAGAACUGAACAAUUCUAUCCUAUCGUGUAAUCGACCUCGUUCGUCGUCGGUUUCCCGCGCAACGAUCGGGUGGGAGAAAGAUAGAAAACGGAAAUGCGGUUGAUACGAAUUAACAUACUAAUUUCAAGCUAAAGGGUGUGUCACAUCAAAUUGCAUCACGGAAAAAACGCUGUAGAAAUUCGCCCAGUAGACCGAUCCUUUUGAAAAUUUUAGACAGUAAAAUAAAAACUAUUAAACAACUUUUGGCAUUUUCCAUUUUUCAUACUUCGAGCCCAAGCCCGUAUGCUCAUACCUUCCUCUUUACCCCGUCCAUAAGGUUCUGUACAACGUCAGGAUAUAGUUUUUUUUGAACAGAAAUCCAUUUUCUCUUGAAGUCCGCCUCCGAUUUGACAACUUUUGGGUUCUUCCGGAGGGCCUGCUUCAUAAUCGCCCAAUAUUUCUCUAUUGGGCGAAGCUCCGGCGCGUUGGGCGGGUUCAUUUCCUUUGGCACGAAGGUGACCCCAUUGGCUUCGUACCACUCCAACACGUCCUUUGAAUAGUGGCACGAAGCGAGAUCCGGCCAGAAAAUGGUCGGGCCCUCGUGCUGCUUCAAUAGUGGUAGUAAGCGCUUCUGUAGGCACUCCUUAAGAUAAACCUGCCCGUUUACCGUGCCGGUCAUCACGAAGGGGGCGCUCCGCUUUCCGCAAGAGCAGAUCGCUUGCCACACCAUGUACUUUUUGGCAAACUUGGAUAGUUUAUGUAUGCGAAUCUCCUCCGGAACGCUGAAUUUGUCCUUUGCGGAGAAGAACAACAGGCCCGGCAGCUGACGAAAGUCCGCCUUGACGUAGGUUUCGUCGUCCAUUACCAGGCAAUGCGGCUUCGUCAGCAUUUCGGUGCACAGCUUCCGGGCUCGCGUCUUCCCCACCAUGUUUUGCCUUUCGUCGCGGUUAGGAGCCUUCUGAACCUUGUAUGUACGCAGGCCCUCCCACUGCUUGGUCCGCUGGACGAAUGAACUUGACAAAUUCAGCUUAUUGGCGACAUCCCGGACCGAACUUCUCGGAUCACGUCUAAACUGCUUAACUACGCGCUUGUGAUCUUUUUCACUGACGGAGCAUCCAUUUUUGCCGUUCUUCACCUUCCGGUCGAUGGUUAGGUUCUCGAAGUAUCGUUUUAGUACUCUGCUGACCGUGGAUUGGACGAUUCCCAGCAUCUUACCGAUGUCCCGAUGUGACAACUCCGGAUUCUCGAAAUGAGUGUACAGGAUUCAUUCACGACGCUCUUUUGCGUUCGACGACAUUUUUCCAAAUUUACGAAAAAUUGACAGUGAAGCAUGGCCAACGUGAUCUAUACACUCUUAUCUGAUUUUAAAGCGAAAGCUGAAGAUAUAAUUCCUAAAAAUUAAAUUUCUACAGCGUUUUUUCCGUGAUGCAAUUUGAUGUGACACACCCUUUAGCUAUAAAUUGUUUGGUUCACAAUAUGUAGUGAGAUUCUGAGUUAUACAAUUCAAAUAUGGUUCACUAUUUUUCUUAUGUUCUAACGUAAGAUCUCCAACAGCUUCAUUUAACACAUAUUAUUCCAAGACUGUCGAGGAUUUUCUGCGAAACAAUCCGCUACUGCUACUUCUUCUGGCUAUUGCAUUUGGAAAAGAAGCAACAAUAUUUGAUGAACCAUUGUCCGCCGCAAAAUCUAAAUCCACUUCAAACUAGCAGAACACACGGACACAUGACUCAGAGAAUGACAGUGAAGCAUCAAACAGCUCGUUUACAAUCUCUCCGAAAAAAAAUUGUCCUCUUCCCAAGAUGGCUCAACUACGUGUGACUAAGCGUGUGACACGUGGCAGAAAAGGUUGCGGAGACUACUUCGAACAGUUACCGUCAAAGUUUAAUCAACGCUAAAGCAAACAAGGAUAUUUCAAUGAUUUGCAGGAUUCUCUGUGUGACCGAUGUGGACUCUAUUUCUCAGACUCAGGGCUCAUAAGACAUGCCACAUAGAUUCCGAUAUAACGGGUAUAUAUAUUUUUAAGUUGUUUGUUGAGAUUAUCUAUUUUAUUUUUCCAUCUGUAUUAUAGUGACUUUCAACACAUUUCGUCACUUCACUUCCAUUUUUGGAAGAAUGUCGAACGACAAUGAAGUGUCUUUCUCAAGGCAGACGAAGAACGAGAUUGGAGUAAACUUUCAUUCCACGAGGGCCCUUCUCAGGGCUCGAGACGAAUGAACUGCAGAAGUUUUAAGUAUCUAUAAUCAAACAAGAAAGGAAAGAACAAGGCCCUAUUCUUUGUAGGGUGCUUGAAUGGUGAACACUGUUUGCUGGACGAGUCUCGGCGACAUUCGAAUGUCUUCCUCAAGACAAGAUGGAGGGAGUUCAGCUUGAAGUUUGUCCGCAAGGGACUAUCUCAAAACUAAAGACGAAUGAACUGAAAAAGCUCAAAGUAUCUAUAAUUCAACAACUUAACUUAACAAGACUCGAAAUUUUAUUCAAUAAUUUGUCUGCACUGGGUCAAGGAGUCGUGAUGGUCGAGUGAUGAUAGAAUACAGGUUUAAUGAUUUAAUGACGUUUCUGGUUCGAAUUCGAUGUUGCUUUUCAUUUUUGUUUACUUUCGACUGGGUGCGUGUUGUAAAAUGGAAAUUGUCUCCAAAAUGAUUGGUCCCAUUUUCCUGGCCUUGUCCGAAAGCUGAAUUAUGAUAUUAUCUGUUCUUGCAGUCACCAAAACGUUAGAUAAUUUGAUGGCCCCUGGUUGCGUAUAUCGUAAAAUGGAUAAUGUUUAUGUUUUGCGGUGUUUUUGCAAAGUAUUAUUCCCAUUCGGUUCGCAUUAUUAACCAUGCUGGUAAUAAACAAAAUUAACAUCAAAGUUUCCUUAUAAUGAAAUAAAAUUUUGUUUAAUGAUCGGAAUAUUUUGAUUUUCUUGAGUUAUUUAACUGGAAAUCGGUAAAAUAUUUCCGACUCCGACUUCUAAUACAAUGAAAUUCAUUCCGACUGCUCGAUUCUGACUUCGAGUUCAUAGCCCUGGUUCUAACUCAUGGAAGUAUUUUGCAGGUUUAGCGCAGUGCUCUUCAGAAGGAUUUGAGAAACAAACAUGUUUAGUUCCAAUUGCUUUUACAUUAGUCACACUGCUAAAUAUCGGAUUGUUUUUUCUUGAAGGUCCAUCAUGAAUUCAGACAUUCUUAUAACAAUUCGUCCUGAAUUUGAAUUCUAAAUAUACAACACUAGAGGACUGCAUGUAGAUAGCGACAACUGAACUAGAAUCAGCUGAUUGUGUCCGCCACUCGGAAAAAUUAAAGAUGCGUUCAGAAGUCGCAAAAAACAUGUUAUCAAAAUACACCCAGGAAAUAGAAAAAAAAGCUCGUAAAAAUCUACAAUAACAAAUCAACUUUACACAGAACAAAACUUGUGAAUCAAAAUAACAAUCUCUACAUAGCUAUUGAAAUUUAUCGAGAAGAAUAAAGAACAAACAUAAAUGCCUUCCUUAUACGUGUUUGUGAUCAAUGUUAAUAACAACGAAACCAAACAAAUAAAAAAUAAUCCAUACUUUCCCGGAAUCCAACAUAGCCAUGCCAUCAGAAAACAAUAGCCAAUGAAAGUAUUGUCGGAAUCGAGAGCUGUGUAGCGCAAUCAAAAAACCGGAACAUCCCGAAAACGCGACGUGUGAUUUUAAUAAAAAAAAACUGUACAGAAAAAGAGCCUCGCUUUUCGCUGCUUGAGAUGUUUGAUAAUUUUAACUGAAAACAAAUUGAAAAAAAAACAGAAAAACAGCGAGAAGUUGCCUUGAUUUGCCUGUGCUUUUGAAAACGCGCGUUGUUAUUACGACGUGGAACAGUAUGUAAAAACAAAACUAGAUAUUAGCCACUGAGUUUUCACUGAACGUCUGCCAAAUGAAAUGAAACAAACAAAUAAGUGAAAGCGAAAGGCGAACAGCUGGAACUGGAAAGAAACCGAUGUCAAUGAUUAAAUAUAUCGAAAAGUGAAUGCAAUUAAAACAUAAGGAAAAGAAAAGUCACAGAAACGAGAGACGACAAAUUCAAGGAACGGCCAAGAAAGAAGGUGGUGAUGUGGGUGAUUGAUCCCCACCCACGCUCGGAAGUCUGCCGGGAUAACAAUCCUUCCUGAAUUGUAAAUUACCCCUUCUGUACACGGUUUGACGACUCGAAUUGCAUCCCAAACAAUAACGACAACAAAAAAUUUGGAAUAAAUGGAAUUAUACAACACUUUAUAGCCGAAAUGAAGAAGAGAUGAAGCUGGGCGAACACACACACUCAUACAGACGCUAUUUUUGUAAUCGUAUUUAUUACCAAUCGCGCGUAAAUUUAUCCAAAUACCAGCAAAAACAAAAUUGUUGCAAUGGCACACGGAACGAAACGGCUUUUUGUGUAGACGACGGCAGAAAAUUGGGAGAAACUCUUCUUUCGGGACAAAAUGCAAAUCCCCGGAGGGGCCGAAUAAAAACGCUAACAUUAUUAUGGAAUUAAAUUUAAUGUAGCUUAAGAAAUUUGAGCAAAACAAGCAAACAAACAAACAGAAUAAAAAAACAAACUAGAACAGAAAACAUUGAUGGAGCAGGCAGAUGAAAUGUGAGCAUUUAAAAUCGAAAAGAAAACCGCGUUAUAAUUUGUUGAUUGUAUAUUAUUGUAAUGUAACUGUACUAUUACGCAAAAGUGGACAAAAGUAUUCUCAAUAAAACGAAAUGAUCAAAGGAACUGAGCGGUGAUUAUAGAGAAAUAAAACCUUGGUAUG
Messenger RNA from Toxorhynchites rutilus septentrionalis, 19436 nucleotides. It is a transcript of the gene uzip, whose product is annotated as protein unzipped. The transcript is spliced from 12 exons. Bases 1456 to 2976 code for a protein of 506 amino acids. Lineage: Eukaryota; Metazoa; Arthropoda; Insecta; Diptera; Culicidae. The record is from RefSeq and is a predicted model, not a curated record.